Messenger RNA from Scleropages formosus (Asian bonytongue), 3776 nucleotides. It is a transcript of the gene fktn, whose product is annotated as fukutin. The coding region runs from base 351 to 1718 and encodes 455 amino acids. NCBI's taxonomy places the organism in Eukaryota, Metazoa, Chordata, Actinopteri, Osteoglossiformes, Osteoglossidae. Gene Ontology annotation, cellular component: Golgi membrane. The record is from RefSeq and is a predicted model, not a curated record. The transcript has 10 exons.
CGCUCUCUUGUGUGACGUCACGCAAAAGAGCGUCGCUACGUUCCUUGGCGGACUCCCCCGAGUGCGACGCGGUAGUGAGUGAGUGAGAGCUGUAAGAGCGGCAAGCGGGCUUUUCCUUGGCGCCAUCAUCAGUGCUUUGCAGAGUGGAGCGGAAACGAACCCGAACCUUCUGCAGAACCCGCUGAGGUAGCGCGCGCGCUGGACGCUGGAACCCCGAGGACUCGGAGGAGGAGCGCGCGCAUUUUUACCGCUAAAAGUAGCACACUGCGUGAGCGAGGAUUCUCAUCAUCUGGACCUGCUUAAAAGUCUAGCUUGUCCAUCAGUUUGAACAAGAAAAAGGAGCCAACGCCAUGGCCAGACUGAACAAGACUGUGAUCCUGGCUCUUCUUGUUGCUUCCAGUUCAGUGUUCCUUCUCUUUCAGUUAUAUUACUACAGACACUAUAUAUCGAAGCAUGGCAUAUACCCCUCCAGUAAUGAACACUGGCAACUGGAAACUGAUGCACAGCUGCAGGUGGUGAAGAUGUUCCUAGGACUGAUGUCCAGGUAUAACGUGCCGGUGUUCUUGAUUGACACUGCUGCUCUGGGCAACCUUUCUCAAGUCCCUCCCAAGGAGUACCGCUCUGGGCAGCGGCACUGCAGCUUCCUCUGCACUCGCAGAGAGUUCACCACCUUUGCAGUGUUUGCAAAGUUCUGGAAACAUGAUACGAGCCUGCCUCGGGUUGCUGCAGAACAUGGGCUGGAGCUGCUUGAGGUACGAGGCAAUGACCCCCGUCUGGUGGGCCUAGACAACCUCUCUGGGACAACGAUUCCCCUGCAUUUACUGUUCUCCUCGAAGGGUCAUGUUGUCCACCUUGUAAUCUUCUAUGAGCGCAGUGGGAAUUACCUGUGGCAUGGCCCCUUGCGACUCAAGAGCAGCAUAGACAGGAAGCUUAUUCCCUUCCAGAAGCUCGACUUUGGACGUCAUGCUGGAGCUUUUGACCGACCAGAGCUGUUACUGAGCUCAGUGGACGGACUGGAUGUGUGGAUCCCCAAGAACACCUCUCGUUUCCUUACCGAGUACAGCCAUGCACGCUUCGUGGAGUGCCGAUACAGGGAUGCACGCACCUUCUAUCAGCUGUACCCUGAGGACACCUCCCCAGAGGCCACGGACUUCAGAAUGAAGGCCAGGAGUCUGCUUUCUGUGGCAUCCCAAACUCUUACUGGCCUCGGGAUACCCUUCUGGCUGAGCAGUGGGACCUGUUUAGGCUGGUUUCGCCAGUGCAGUUUAAUUUCAUACAGCAAGGAUGUUGACCUGGGUAUCUGGAUCAAGGACUACAAGCCUGAUAUCAUCCACGCUUUUGAGAAGACCGGUUUGCCUCUGAAGCAUAAAUUUGGAAAAGUGGAAGACAGCCUUGAGCUCUCUUUCCAAGGCUUUGAUGUGAAGGUGGACUUCUUCUUCUUCUAUGAAGAGGGUGACAUUGUAUGGAACGGAGGGACACAGGCCAAGAGUGGCAAGAAAUUCAAGUAUGUAUUUCCAAGGUUCAGCCUGUGCUGGACAGAGCUGAUGGAACUCAAGGUACGCGUUCCCUGUGAGACGCUGGACUAUGUCGAGGCCAACUAUGGUCAGAACUGGAACAUUCCAGUGAAGUCCUGGGACUGGAAGAGCUCACCUUCCAAUGUGCAGGAGAAUGGGGCAUGGCCAGUACGAGAGUGGAGCGAGGUCAUCAGGGUGUACUGAACUAUCAAAGAUGAAGAACCUCAUUAGGUGCACACAGAAGGUUUUCAGUCAGUCAAGCUCUAGUUUCUUUGUGGAAACUUUAAUAAUAGUGAAACAGCAUAAAGUACUGAUGAAACAUGAUGUUCAUACAUACUUGUUUUCCCAGUGUUUUAUGUAAAUGUGUUGUGUAUGUACAUGUGUAUAUAGACUGAUGUGGAAAUAUGUGAAUAUCGAAGACAAUGUAUUGUUUUGGGAUUUGUGUGUGGUAAUCUGCUUAAAUCUCCACACAAUGCGACAAAGAAGUGCAGUGGUGAAUACAGUGUAUUGUUAGGUAAUGUUUGUAUAGUACGGGUGGUGCAGCUCUAUCUGCUGUGUAGCUGCUUGUCUGCGGUGUGUGAAGGCGAGAAAGCCAGGAGCAUUUGGAAUGAGCCGGGGCUGGACGCUGGUGUGCGAAGGGCUUACGGACACACAGCCGUACACCAGUCUGCUAUUAUCAGCUGCAGCGACACUGUUUCAAUGGACUUUCAGAGGGCAGGAUGUGCUGUACGACCGCACACACAACUGGUGUGGAUGCAGAUGCUGCCAGAUACUCCGGUUUCAUUUAUAUGUGUUUGUUGCACUGUUUUACAUUUUGAUAACUUUAAAUCCACUCCAUACUGUCUCACGCUUGGUUACGUGAGAACUGGCUGUGCUCAGAGUGCCACAGGGAUGUGAUGCAAAAACUAGGUAUGACAAAAGUUACACAUUGGAAUAGAAAUGUUUAAUAUCUGAAUAUGGCACAUGAACAAAUGCACAUUACAAUUAAUUAGUGGCAAUAUAUUUAACUUGAUCAAUACUCAGUUGAUCAGUCAGCACUCAGCAAGCGCGCACACACAAAUCCAGCCUAAACCUCUGAAACACACAGAACAACAGGGAGGCCAGCAAUUCCCCCAUAAUUCUCCGAAACAGUAGACGGUUAAACUAUGUACAGUACACACACACGGGGGGCAGCACUGCAUUAAGGGAGGCCACAGCUCCCUCGUACCACUAAAGUAACUACAAACCCAUGAUUUCAGCAUGAUAUAAAUUCCGUUGUGACUAUGAAACACUUAAUGAGGUCAUGAAAAUAUUACAAUAUCUCCCAGCAUCGAAUGUAUGUGAAAAACCAUCACGUAAGCUUUCUAAUUAUUAUUAUUAAUAAUAAUAAUAAUAAUAAUAAUGACAGCUGCGGUGUCUCCUCAGUCCCCAACAUCAGAGAAACAUUCAACUGAUGCCAAUAUCACCUCCCCACUGAAGGGCUGUAUAGUGGUGAAAAUUACGGCAAUAAAAUGAUCGCCUGUAUGAAUGGGUAAACGAUUGCCAGUACCUUAAUGUCAUGAGUCACUUUGGACGAAGUGUCAGCUAAAUGAAUAAAUGUAAAUUAGACACAAUGUGGCCAAGCGACACUCCUGAAGAAUUUACUGCACUUCCCAUAAUACAACACUCUCUCAUUAACGUACCAACAACGAAGAGCUCUGGAUGUAGACGUGUGAAUCACUUCCUGAUAAAACCCUUCAUAAGGGAAUUAAUGAGUCAGUUUAUAAGCAGUAAGUUGUUUAAAUGAGCUGUGUUUUCCUUACAUGCAGUAGCAGGAAAAUCAGUACAAGUAAAGUGUGCUGCUCGAAAUGGGGCUAUUGGACUCAGUGUCUGCAUUUCAGCAAUUGUGAAUCUCCAUCUAUAUCGCUUUCUCUGCUGGGGAAAUGCACUUUUGUUCAUGAUAUUGUAUUUGGUUAAUGAAUAAAUGUAAAGUAUCAACAACAUGGAGAGCUCCAUGAGGUGGGUGGCACUAGGCCCCAAAGACCAGAAGGUAGCACAGUAGUUACAGUGACUACCUCCAGACUCAGAAUUUGCAGUUUCAAAUCCACCUUCUGCUGUAAUGAUGUUGUAAUAAUUGCAAUGUUCAUGUUUCCUGCUGUAUCCAUGGGCUGUAAAUACUGCAACUUCCUUUGGAGAAAUUCAUUAAAUGAAUGAAUAUAUAAAUAUUGUGAGACAGGUAGUGACAAGUUACAUUACAAGCAAUCUGAAAGCAAGUUUUUGCAGAAAUUGUACUUUUCGACGUAC